AUGCUUCUAGGCUUACAGGUUACUAAUAAGUUCCGUAAAGAGUCAGAAAUAUUGUCGACAGGAAAUCAAACGGAAAUGUACAUCAAAGCAGAUAAAUUUUGUAUUAAUCGACUGAAUGGUCGACUACUUUACGCUGAAAAUGUCGAUGAGUUUAAAUAUCUGUACAAGAUCUUUUACGAACAUCCAGAAUUUUCAAGAAUACCUGUGUCUAUGUCAAUAUCAAACAACGAGCUAAAUGUGUACGCUGAAACUGAUUUGCUUAAUGAGAACAUUCAUUACGGCGCUGGUGUUCAUCAAUUUUUAGUUAGCUCUGAAAAUAAAGGAAAAUACUGGAUUGGAGCUACUUACAAAUCUGGAAAAUGGGUUUGGGAAGACGAUGAGGUACUUGACCCAAUAAAGUUCUCCUUAACCAGUGGGUCAUCAUUCGAGUGCCUGGCUGUUGUUAAUGGAAAGUUACAAUAUUAUAGAAGUUGCUCCGAGAAUAACGAGUUUGUUUGCGAAUACUCAAGUAAUUUCAAUUAUGUUAAAAGUAAUGAAAUCAAGAGGGUCGUCUGCAAAGGAUACUAUAACUUAGCAGAACUGCAAGCUGCUAUUGAAGAUGACACUGAAGAUACAGUGGAACUUGAAGAUACAACAGACAGCGGUAUGUUAGGUUAUUUAAAAGAAUACAUUUAG
Molecule: messenger RNA, 675 nt
Organism: Enterobius vermicularis (human pinworm)
Lineage: Eukaryota; Metazoa; Nematoda; Chromadorea; Rhabditida; Oxyuridae
Source: the annotation of a GenBank genome assembly